Molecule: messenger RNA, 1425 nt
Organism: Temnothorax curvispinosus
Lineage: Eukaryota; Metazoa; Arthropoda; Insecta; Hymenoptera; Formicidae
Product: ATP-dependent DNA helicase pif1-like
Exons: 1
Biological process (GO): DNA repair; telomere maintenance
Molecular function (GO): DNA helicase activity
Source: RefSeq, a predicted model, not a curated record
AUGGCAGGACGAGGCCUAGAAAAAUGCGGACUGCCAAUACCCGAUAGAAAUAAUAACAUACAAAGCAAUGAAUUUCUGCGGGAGAUGAAUUACAAUGCCAAAGACAUGGAAGCAUAUGUUGCUGCUAAUGAACCGCUAUUAAUUACAGAUCAAAGAGAGGCCUAUAAUAAAGUUCUGGAUAUGAUAAGCAAAGAUCAUGGAGGCAUCUGUUUCCUCGAUGCACCAGGAGGGACAGGCAAAACAUUUGUGAUCAACUUAAUUUUGGCAAAAGUUCGUCUACAAAAGAAGAUAGCAGUUGCAGUAGCAUCCUCUGGAAUCGCUUCAACUCUUUUAGAAGGUGGACGGACAGCACAUUCUACCUUUAAAUUGCCUUUAAACAUGGCCCAUGAAGAAUAUCCUGUAUGCAACAUUUCAAAAAGAUCAGGACAGGCAAAAGUCCUGCAAGAGUGCAGUGUAAUAAUUUGGGAUGAAUGUACAAUGUCUCACAAACAAGCUCUGGAAGCUCUAAACAGGACACUUCAAGAUUUGCGUGGAAAAAAAACCUUUAUGGGGGGAACUGUAGUUGUGUUGGCUGGAGAUUUUCGUCAGACACUCCCUGUUAUACCGAGGUCGACAUCAGCAGACGAACUCAAUGCAUGCUUAAAAGCAUCUGAUCUAUGGAGAUAUGUAACAAAAAUGUCAUUGACCACAAAUAUGCGAGUUUAUCUUCAAAAACAAACUUCAAUGAGAGAGUUUUCAGAGAAGCUCCUUGAGAUAGGUAAUGGUAAAAUACCAGCUGAAAAAGAAACUGGUCUAAUUACAUUACCUAAAGAAUUUUGCAAUGUUUUAAAGAAGGAAGAAGAACUAGCGGAAAAAGUUUAUCCAAACAUUGAACAAAAUUACAAGAAUCAUGAGUGGCUAUGUGAAAGAGCAAUUCUAGCACCAAAAAAUGAGAGCGUCAAAAAGAUCAAUGCACACAUACAAAAUUUACUUCCUGGAGAAAUCACAACCUAUAAAUCAAUUGACAGUGUGACAGAAGAAUCACAAGCAGUUCAAUACCCGACAGAAUUCCUUAACUCAUUGGAACCUGUAGGUAUGCCACCUCACAAUUUGCUCAUCAAAAAAGGCGCGCCAAUUAUGCUGCUGCGUAAUUUAGAUCCGCCAAGACUUUGCAAUGGAACCAGGCUUUGUAUUAAAAAUUUGUACACGCACAUCAUCGAGGCAACUAUUCUGACUGGCUGUGCUAAAGGGGUAGACGUCUUCAUACCAAGGAUUCCACUGAUUUCCAUAGAAAUGCCAUUGGAAUUCAAGCGUCUGCAAUUCCCUAUACGUUUAGCAUUUGCCAUGUCAAUCAACAAAGCGCAAGGACAAUCAUUGGCAGUGGCAGGAAUUAAUUUGAACGAACCUUGCUUUUCACACGGACAACUCUAUGUGGCCUGCUCAAGG